Micropterus dolomieu (smallmouth bass) is the source of this 3160-nucleotide messenger RNA. RefSeq names its product ranBP-type and C3HC4-type zinc finger-containing protein 1-like. Gene Ontology annotation, molecular function: ubiquitin binding; ubiquitin-protein transferase activity. The transcript is spliced from 13 exons. The coding region runs from base 70 to 1650 and encodes 526 amino acids. Gene Ontology annotation, biological process: protein linear polyubiquitination; positive regulation of canonical NF-kappaB signal transduction; proteasome-mediated ubiquitin-dependent protein catabolic process. The record is from RefSeq and is a predicted model, not a curated record. NCBI's taxonomy places the organism in Eukaryota, Metazoa, Chordata, Actinopteri, Centrarchiformes, Centrarchidae. Gene Ontology annotation, cellular component: LUBAC complex.
UCGAGGACGUGUCUGUUGGAUGCAGACAGGACUGCAGCGACGCGACCUGGUUAUAGCCUACGUGUAAUUAUGGCUUCUGAAGUUACACCGGGAGUCAAUUUGAAAGAAGCAGAGGAACUGGCCCUCUCUCUGAGUGAAGCCCUCAGCAGCGGGGACGGGCAGGAAGCAGUCAGGCUGUGCCAGAAACUGUCACAACUCUAUGUUCCAGUGUCUGUCAGCAUCAACAGUCAGGCCUACCCUCAGGACUCCAUAAGGUUGUGGGUUGGAGUGGAGGAUGGUCAGUCAGAUACCUACAUCCCAGUAACCAUUGUGGUCUCUUGUGACAUGACAAUUGCACAACUUAAAGAAAAGAUCAGCCACGACUUUGGGUUCUCCCCCACGCUGCAGCGCUGGGUGAUAGGGAAGCGGCUGGCUCAGGACCGGGAGACGUUGUACAGCCACGGUGUCCGUCAGAGUGGAGACAAGGCGUUCCUGUUCAUCCUCUCCGCCCAUGCUGCUCAUCUCACACGGCAGCAACACAAACUGGACCAGGAGCAACAACGCAUAGAGGGCAUUGUGGAGUCCAUGGAGUCUAUGCAGCUUUUACCCAGAGGGCUGGGCGGAGGUGGUGGUGAGAAGACAGCUCCUCCGCCAGACACUGAACAAGCUCCUCCUCCUCCUCUUCUUCCUAAACCCCCAACUAGGACUAAACCUGCUGUGCUUCCUAAACCUCAGUUGGGCUGGGCCUGUGCUAUGUGUACGUUCGUGAAUAAACCAACGCGUCCAGGCUGUGAGAUGUGUGGAGGGGACAGGCCAGAGGAUUAUGAGGUGCCUAACAUCUACCAGCCAGACCAGGAGGAGGUUCUCCGAAUUCAGCAGGAACAACUGGCCAUGUUGCAGUAUGAACAGGCUCAGAAGGAGGAACGAGAGAGGAACUACCUGUACUUGUUGGCAACAGAAGACCAGAACCUUAUCCUCAAUACCACAGAGACAGACUGUCCCAUCUGCUUCUCUACCCUGCUGCCAGAAGAGGGCGUCGUGCUCAGGGAGUGUCUACACACUUUCUGCAGGGAGUGUCUAAAAGGGACAAUAGUGAACAGUCAAGAUGCUGAGGUGUCCUGUCCUGACAAAUGUGAGAGCAAGCUACUGGACAGAGAGAUCCAAGCGCUGCUCACAGAAGAGGAGCACCAGCGGUUUCUGGAGUUGCGUCUGAGCAUUGCAGAAAGCCGCUCGGAGCACAGCUUCCACUGUCAGACUCCGAACUGUCGAGGGUGGUGCAUCUACGAGGAUGAAGUCAAUGAGUUCCACUGUGAACUCUGCGAUGAAACCAACUGCAUUCUCUGCAGGGCAAUCCAUAAUGGCAUGAAUUGUAAGGACUACCAGGAUGACCUGCGCAUCCGAGCAGAGAACGACCAGGCGGCUCAGCAAACUAAGCAGAUGCUAGAGAACCUGCUACAGAAUGGAGAGGCCAUGAAAUGUCCGCGGUGUGACAUCAUUGUCCAGAAAAAAGAUGGUUGUGAUUGGAUCUGCUGUUUGAUGUGCAGGACAGAAAUCUGCUGGGUCACCAAACAAGCUCGCUGGGGACCAAAUGGCAGCGGCGACAUAUCUGGGGGCUGUAAAUGCAGAGUGAAUAAUCAGCCUUGCCAUCCCAACUGCCAAAAUUGCCACUGAGGCAAGCACACUAAUGAACACACAUACACAGCUGCAAGCGCUUGCACUGUCUGAAGAAACGCAGACCUCAGUCAUUGCAUAUGCUGCUAGCUUAAUGCUGGCUAUAUUAAUGUGUUCUUUCGAUUUAUUUUACUCAGUUUUAGUCUUGGUUUCAAUGGUAUAGUCACUGAGACACAUCUACAAAAAUAUGAUAUACACAAGAUAUACAACCUGCCAGCUAUUGUACAUCUCUGCAGCCAAGGAUAAUUACUGUCAGUGUUAUAAUGAUACAAAUAUGACGAAUUAAUGCUUAAUAUAUGGUUUGACCUCUGGCUACUACUUUAAUGCAUUUUGAUGAGCCAGCAAUUAUAAGUGUUUACUUAAGUAAUGAGUAAUUGAUCAAAGACCAUUAAAAAAAUAAAUAAAAUACAGUAAAUAAAAAUGUCACUCAAAAGCUAACAAUUACAUGAAUAUGGAAUUGUUCUUCCCGUGUGUAGUACGGCUACAACUCAUUAACUAGAACUGACAAUAACUUCAUAAUUUAUGAAUGAUUAAAAGUGGAGUAAGCGAUUUGGAGAAAUUCCAGACCAUGACAAAUACCAUGAUAUAUAACAAAUAAAGUAGCUAAUGUUAGCAAAGUUGUAGGUUAGCAAACUGUUACUAAAGUUUCUGGUGCAAAGCUAACAUGCAAAGAGGACGAGAUAGCCCCAGAGUCAACACACCAGAUCCAGACGGUGGUACAACUUUCCUGCUAAAACAGCAUGUCUUGGAGAACUAGAAAGAAAGCUGAAUGUCAGUGGGCAAGUCAUCUAACGUUACCUGAUGCACAAAUCAUGGUUGGAACUGCUGGAUAGUGUUGUGUCGAUCAGUCCGAGCCACUUUGUUUCCCAUUUAGAGAGUCAGGUCUGUGUAGAAACACCAGAUGUUCAGUGCACACACAUAACGGACAGCGAGCGGCCGUGAGGAGAGAUCCGCCGAAUUUGACAAAAAUAAUUCUAUUUGAUUAGAAUCGUUUACCGCAUCUUUUAAUGGUUUGUUUUCCCAAAUGAUCAUCUAGACUGAUCAUCAAACACCAGAACUAAAGUGUUUUAUAUCCUUUAAAUGUUUGUUGUUUUAGCUUGAUAAGUGACCAAAAUGAUAAAUGUUAUAAGAAUUAUGACAGCAAUAGGUUUUCUUUCAGUCGACUAAUCAGACUGUGGUGAAGGAUGUUUUAAGUGUUUACAUUGAAUGAAUGUGCUCAACCAAGCUGCUCUGAUGCACUUAAUAACUUAGUAUCAGGAUGAAAUAUGUUGUUAUGGACAAAUGCUGGAUUAUUCAGGUAUUCAAGAUUUUAUCUUUAUGUCUUAAUAACUAUAUUAACCUAUGUACAGAAACAUUCAAUUUUGUUUAUGUCUUGUAACUAUGAAGUUUGGUGGGUUUCACUUGGGUGUUUUUUAAAGUGACAUGCCUUAACUCCAAAGCAUAAUAGCUAAAGAUGGUAAUAUAAGCCUGACAACGAAUAGUUCAGUCUGAAUAAAGUUUAGUCAAUGUA